Molecule: messenger RNA, 246 nt
Organism: Arabis nemorensis
Lineage: Eukaryota; Viridiplantae; Streptophyta; Magnoliopsida; Brassicales; Brassicaceae
Source: the annotation of a GenBank genome assembly
AUGUCGUUCUUUGGCAAACUUGUAGCACCUGAUCAUGAGACGAAGCGAACCAAGCCACUGCAACUCCCUCCAAUCAACCUGGAACAAGUCCUCAAGAAAUUCGAAAGGAUAUUGGAGGGUAGAGUACUAUAUCCGGAGAUCUCGGAGACGCGCGUGAAGGCAAUGCUAGCCUUCCUUCCUUCAGUGUGGAAGUGCGAAGGCAAGGCACAAGGUCUUGAGAUGGGCAGAGGGAGUUUUCACUUCUGA